AUGGACAGAGAUGAAGAAAACUACUACGGAAAACAUGGUGAACCAAGGAAAUUUGACCCAAAGUUCAGAGGACCCAUUCAUAACAGGCACUGUACAGACAUUAUUUGCUGUGUGAUCUUCAUAGUCGUCAUUCUGGGUUACAUUGCAUUAGGAAUUGUGGCUUGGGUGCACGGUGACCCCAGGAAAGUGAUUUAUCCAACUGACAGCUAUGGGCAGUUCUGUGGUCAGAAAGGUACCCUCAAUGAGAACAAGACCAUUUUGUUUUACUUUAACAUUCUGAAAUGUGCCAGCCCCGUAGUGUUAAUAAACCUACAGUGCCCUACAACACAGCUUUGUGUCUCAAAGUGCCCAGACAGGUUUGCAACCUAUAUUGAUGUUCAGGCUUCCUACAGAUAUAAACCAGAUCAGUGGAAUUACUUCAGGCAGUUCUGCAAACCUGGUUUUAACAAUCCUCGCAAGUCUGUUGCUCAAGUCCUACGUGAUGAAGAUUGUCCUUCGAUGGUCAUUCCAAGCAGGCCUUUCCUUAAGAGAUGCUUCCCAGACUUCUCCACGAAGAAUGGUGUGCUAACCGUGGCAAAUCAAACUACGUUCAAAGAUGGAAGAGGGAAAACAAGAAAUGUAACUGAUCUCAGGGAAGCUGCAAAUGGCAUCAAUAAUGUCCUGGAUGCAAGAUCAGUUGGAAUGAAAAUUUUUGAAGACUAUGCCAUUUCUUGGUAUUGGAUUUUAAUUGGGCUGUUCAUUGCAAUGAUUGUGAGUCUGCUCUUCCUUGUGUUACUGAGGUUCACAGCUGGGGUUCUCUUCUGGAUUUUCAUCUUUGGUGUGAUUGGAAUUAUAGGUUAUGGCAUCUGGCAUUGUUACUGGGAGUACGAUCAUCUUAAAGGAAUACCUGGAUCUGACCUCACUGUUUACGAUAUUGGAUUCCAGACAGACUUUAGAGUGUACCUGCAACUGAGGCAAACAUGGUUAGCAUUUAUGAUAAUACUUUGUGUUGUUGAGGUCAUAAUCAUACUGAUGCUGAUCUUUCUAAGGAAUCGGAUCCGGAUUGCUAUUGCACUGUUAAAGGAAGGUAGUAGGGCUAUUGGCUAUAUAAUGUCUACAUUGUUCUACCCAAUCAUCACCUUCAUACUCAUUGCAAUCUGUAUUUCCUACUGGGCUGUGACAGCUGUUUUUCUGGCUACAUCAGGAGAACCUGUGUAUAAAGUAAUGGCUAAUCAAACACUGUGCAAGUAUGCAAACCUGACUUGUGACCCAGAGGUAAGUGUAACAAAUAUUUAUCUAUA
This is a messenger RNA of Antrostomus carolinensis (chuck-will's-widow), 1280 nucleotides long. Its product is annotated as choline transporter-like protein 5. Gene Ontology annotation, molecular function: transmembrane transporter activity. The record is from RefSeq and is a predicted model, not a curated record. Gene Ontology annotation, cellular component: membrane. The transcript is spliced from 14 exons. Lineage: Eukaryota; Metazoa; Chordata; Aves; Caprimulgiformes; Caprimulgidae. Gene Ontology annotation, biological process: transmembrane transport. The annotation marks the transcript as partial.